AAAUAUGUCCACUCUAAAACCGCCGGAACCACCGUACCCGAUAGGCGUCGUCGCGGCGCUCGCCCACGCCAAAGAUCCCUCCAUCGCCCCCAAACCAACGCUGCUUACCAGAGAGUUCUCCCUAGAUGACAGAGUAGGUAUCGUUUCCGGCGGUAACCGAGGACUAGGUCUCGAGGCGGCUAUGGCCUUGCUGGAGGCAGGUGCGAGGGCUGUCUAUUGUUUCGACUUACCGCAAGAGCCGGGAGACGAAUGGAAAGCGGUAAAGGAUUAUAUCGCGAAGAUGGACCUCGGUAACGGGAAGCAGGGCGGACGGCUUGAGUACGUGAGCGCCGAUGUGACCGACCAGAAGGGGAUGUGGGAGAAAGCCGAGAAGAUUGGGGACAAGGAGGGCCGCGUAGACGUGUGUGUCGCGGCGGCAGGUAUCUUGAAGAAUCAUACAGAUUGCUUGGAGUACCCGGCGGAGCAGUUCAAACAGGUCCUAGAUAUCAAUACGCACGGCGUAUUGUUCACGGCGCAAGCUGCUGGCAGGCAGAUGUCCAGAUUCGGGUUACCGGGCAGCAUAGUAAUGAUCGCUUCCAUGAGCGGGAGCAUCACUAACCGGGACCAUGCAUGGGUGUCGUACAAUACCAGCAAGUCCGCUGUCCUGCAGAUGGCACGCAGUAUGGCUUGCGAGCUCGGCGUGAAGGGGAUCAGAGUUAACACAAUAUCACCGGGACACAUCUAUACGUCGAUGACUGCGGCGUAUCUCGACACGCAACCGGAGCUCCUAGCCAAGUGGUCCAGCAUGAACCCAUUGGGAAGGAUUGGGCGCCCCGACGAGAUGAGAGGCGUUGUUACCUGGCUGGCGAGCGAUGCCAGUACGUUCUGCACGGGCAGCGAUAUUCUUGUUAGUGGAGGUCAUCAUGCGUGGUGA
Molecule: messenger RNA, 913 nt
Organism: Gloeophyllum trabeum ATCC 11539
Lineage: Eukaryota; Fungi; Basidiomycota; Agaricomycetes; Gloeophyllales; Gloeophyllaceae
Product: NAD P-binding protein
Exons: 5
Coding region: 5-913 (302 amino acids)
Cellular component (GO): intracellular anatomical structure
Molecular function (GO): oxidoreductase activity, acting on NAD(P)H, oxygen as acceptor
Source: RefSeq, a predicted model, not a curated record